Messenger RNA from Poecilia reticulata (guppy), 7708 nucleotides. RefSeq names its product SWI/SNF related BAF chromatin remodeling complex subunit ATPase 4b (gene smarca4b). Gene Ontology annotation, biological process: regulation of DNA-templated transcription. NCBI's taxonomy places the organism in Eukaryota, Metazoa, Chordata, Actinopteri, Cyprinodontiformes, Poeciliidae. Gene Ontology annotation, cellular component: nucleus. The record is from RefSeq and is a predicted model, not a curated record. Gene Ontology annotation, molecular function: histone binding; ATP binding.
GACUAGACAUUCGGUCAUAGGAGCGGUGGAGGGGGGCGCUCGAGCCACGUCGGUGAAACAAAUCAACGCUUGAAGGCGGAUUACAAAGAGGCUGAGGAGACUAAUUGCGACAACCGCAGCUUCUUCUUUUCUUUCCCACAAAUAUCAGGUCGGGAGCGCAGAGAUUCGGCCCAGGCUGCCUGUCCUGUUGAUGCCGGAGAUCCAGGGCGAUGUCAACACCUGAUCCUCCCAUGGGGGGUACCCCCCGUCCGGGUCCAUCACCCGGUCCUGGCCCCUCCCCCAAUGCUAUGCUGGGCCCCAGCCCCGGUCCUUCCCCUGGCUCCUCUCACAGCAUGAUGGGGCCCAGCCCCGGUCCUCCUUCCUCUGGACACUCCCAGCCAGUACCCUCUGGAUAUGGCCCCGAAAAUAUGCACCCAUUGCACAAACCCAUGGAGGGCAUGCAUGAGAAGAGCUUGUGUGAUGACAGUCGCUUCAGUCAGAUGAAGGGGCUUUCGAUGAGACAGGGCGGUCACAGUGGCAUGGGCCCUCCACCCAGCCCUCUGGACCAACACUCACAAGGCUACCACUCUCCACUUGGUGGCUCUGACCACUCCAGCCCUGUCGCUUCAAAUGGCCCCCCAUCCGGUCCUCUGAUGCCAUCAACCUCCUCCUCAUCGUCUUCUGCAGGUUCUGGUUCUGCUUCAGCCUCUCUUGAUGGCCCUAAUGUAGACCAACAUUCCUUGGGGCCUAAUAACCGGUCCGGACCUCCAGGGAAUUCUGGACCUGGCCCUAGCCCUGGGCCUAGCCUUGGCUCCAGCGUUCCCAGCCUCGGUUCUGGCCUUGAUGGUAGUGGCCCUGGAGGUCCUGGUGGGCCGACUCCCUUUAACCAAAACCAGCUCCACCAACUCAGAGCCCAGAUCAUGGCGUAUAAGAUGCUCGCCCGCGGACAGCCCCUCCCGGAUCAUCUCCAAAUGGCUGUUCAAGGAAAGAGGCCGAUGCCAGGGAUGCAGCAGCAGCAGCCCAUGUCCAGUCUGGUUUCUGGAGCUAGUGCAGGACCAGGAGGUGGUCCAACAGGACCAGGAUCAGGGCCUGGACCUAUGGGCUCAAGCUACACCCGGCCUCAUGGCAUGAUGGGUCCCAACAUGCCUCCCCCUGGCCCUUCAGGGACCCCAGUUGGCAUGCAAGGACCGAAUCCCAACGGACCCUCCAAGUCAUGGCCUGAAGGCCCCAUGGUGAACGCAGCGGCCCCCUCCAACGCACCCCAAAAACUGAUCCCCCCUCAGCCCACAGGCAGGCCUUCUCCUGCUCCUCCAUCGGUUCCCCCGGCUGCUUCCCCUGUGAUGCCCCCACAGACCCAGUCCCCUGGUCAGCCUGCUCAGCCUCCUCCCAUGAUGCCUUACCACGCCAAGCAGAACCGCAUUACCCCCAUCCAGAAACCCUGCGGUCUCGACCCCGUGGAGAUUCUGCAAGAGAGGGAGUACAGGUUACAGGCUCGUAUUGCUCAUCGCAUUGCUGAAUUGGAGAACCUGCCUGGUUCUUUGGCUGGUGAUUUACGUACCAAAGCUACAAUAGAGCUCAAAGCUCUUCGUUUGCUGAACUUCCAGAGACAGCUGCGUCAAGAAGUAGUGGUGUGCAUGCGACGCGACACGGCUCUCGAGACUGCCCUGGACGCCAAAGCCUACAAGCGGAGCAAGCGCCAGUCUCUGCGGGAAGCCCGUAUCACGGAGAAACUGGAGAAACAGCAAAAGAUUGAGCAAGAGCGCAAACGCAGACAAAAACAUCAGGAGUACCUCAACAGCAUUCUCCAGCAUGCCAAAGACUUCAAAGAGUAUCACCGCUCGGUCACGGGAAAGAUUCAGAAGCUGACCAAAGCUGUGUCCACCUACCACGCCAACACUGAGCGUGAGCAGAAGAAGGAGAAUGAGCGCAUUGAGAAAGAACGGAUGAGGAGGCUUAUGGCUGAAGAUGAAGAGGGCUACCGUAAACUGAUUGACCAGAAGAAGGAUAAGCGCCUGGCCUACUUGCUGCAGCAAACUGACGAGUAUGUCGCCAACCUCACUGAGCUGGUACGAGCCCACAAAGCUGCGCAGGCCCUCAAGGAGAAGAAAAAGAAGAAAAAGAAAAAGAAGAAGUUAGAGAACGCAGAGGGUCAGACUCCUGCUCUUGGGCCGGAUGGAGAGCCUCUGGACGAAACGAGCCAGAUGAGUGACCUGCCUGUAAAGGUCAUCCAUGUGGACAGCGGCAAUAUCUUGACAGGUGUGGAUGCUCCGAAGGCUGGACAGUUGGAAACAUGGUUGGAGAUGAACCCUGGUUACGAGGUCGCUCCCCGCUCAGACAGUGAAGACAGUGAGGAGGAGGAAGAAGAAGAGGAAGAAGAAGAGGAGCCUCAACCGUCAGCAACUCCAGUGGAAGAAAAGAAGAAGAUUACAGACCCGGACAGCGAAGACGUGUCAGAAGUGGAUGUCCGACAUAUCAUUGAAAAUGCUAAGCAGGAUGUGGACGACGAGUACAGCGGUGCAGCGUUCGCUCGAGGACUCCAGUCGUAUUAUUCUGUGGCCCAUGCCGUCACAGAGAAGGUGGACAAACAGUCUACUUUACUGAUAAAUGGACAGCUUAAACAAUAUCAGAUUAAAGGUCUGGAGUGGUUAGUUUCUCUUUACAAUAAUAAUCUGAAUGGGAUCCUGGCUGAUGAGAUGGGUUUGGGAAAAACCAUCCAGACGAUCGCUCUUAUCACCUACCUCAUGGAGCACAAGCGGCUCAACGGACCCUACCUCAUUAUUGUACCCCUCUCGACUUUGUCCAACUGGGUGUACGAGUUUGACAAGUGGGCACCAUCGGUCGUUAAAGUGUCCUACAAAGGGUCUCCUGCUGCUAGAAGAGCCUUUGUGCCCCAGCUGCGUAGCGGCAAGUUUAAUGUUUUACUCACCACUUACGAGUACAUCAUCAAGGACAAACAAGUGCUGGCCAAGAUCCGAUGGAAGUACAUGAUUGUGGACGAAGGCCACCGCAUGAAGAACCACCACUGCAAGCUGACCCAGGUCCUAAACACCCACUACCUGGCUCCAAGGCGAGUGCUGCUGACCGGGACGCCGUUGCAGAACAAACUACCUGAACUGUGGGCGCUCCUCAACUUCCUGCUGCCCACCAUUUUCAAGAGCUGCAGCACAUUCGAGCAGUGGUUCAACGCACCAUUUGCAAUGACUGGAGAGAAGGUGGAUCUUAAUGAAGAGGAGACAAUCUUGAUUAUUCGUCGCCUGCACAAAGUGCUGCGCCCCUUCCUGUUGCGAAGGUUAAAGAAAGAAGUGGAGGCUCAGCUUCCAGAAAAGGUGGAAUAUGUCAUCAAGUGUGACAUGUCGGCUCUUCAGAGGGUCCUGUACCGGCACAUGCAGGCCAAAGGGGUCCUGCUGACUGACGGAUCCGAGAAAGACAAGAAGGGUAAAGGAGGCACAAAAACUCUGAUGAACACCAUCAUGCAGCUGAGGAAGAUCUGCAAUCAUCCAUAUAUGUUCCAGCAAAUUGAGGAAUCUUUCUCUGAGCAUUUAGGAUUCUCUGGUGGAAUAGUCCAGGGUCCUGACCUUUAUCGAGCUUCAGGGAAGUUUGAGGUGCUGGAUCGGAUCCUGCCAAAGCUGAGGGCCACAAACCACAAAGUGCUGCUCUUCUGCCAGAUGACCUCCCUCAUGACCAUCAUGGAGGAUUACUUCGCCUACCGCAGCUUCAAGUAUCUGCGUCUGGACGGCACAACAAAGGCUGAAGACCGAGGAAUGCUGCUGAAGACAUUUAAUGAACCGGGGUCAGAGUACUUUAUUUUUCUGCUGAGCACCAGAGCCGGAGGUCUCGGCCUCAACCUGCAGUCUGCAGACACUGUGAUUAUUUUUGACUCUGAUUGGAACCCACAUCAGGACUUGCAGGCUCAAGACAGAGCCCAUCGCAUUGGCCAGCAGAACGAGGUGCGAGUGCUGCGCCUCUGCACCGUCAACAGCGUGGAAGAGAAAAUUCUGGCAGCCGCUAAGUAUAAAUUGAAUGUCGACCAGAAAGUCAUCCAAGCCGGCAUGUUCGAUCAGAAAUCCUCCAGCCACGAGCGCCGGGCCUUCCUGCAGGCCAUCCUGGAGCACGAGGAGCAAGACGAGGUCUGGGGUCAAGAGCUCGUGAAUGUGUGUGCCUGCACCGGCAACACCUCAUUUACACCCCCAGCUCCUGUUGCUGCUCUUUUUCCAACGCGUGUCUGCUGCUGCUUUCAGGAGGAGGACGAGGUGCCGGACGACGAGACCGUCAACCAAAUGAUCGCCAGAAGCGAGGAGGAGUUUGAGCAGUUCAUGCGCAUGGACCUGGACAGGCGUCGCGAGGACGCUCGCAAUCCUCGGCGAAAACCUCGUCUGAUGGAAGAGGACGAGCUUCCCACCUGGAUCAUGAAGGACGAUGCUGAAGUGGAGCGUCUGACCUGCGAGGAGGAGGAGGAAAAAAUGUUUGGGCGAGGUUCCCGACAGCGCAAGGAGGUGGACUACAGCGACUCACUGACAGAGAAACAGUGGCUCAAGGCAAUUGAGGAAGGCACACUCGAAGAGAUGGAGGAAGAAGUGCGUCACAAAAAGACAACCCGAAAGAGGAAGAGGGACCGUGAUCUGGAUCUCCCAGGACCUUCGUCUUCCUCUGGGAGCCGGGGACGCGGCGACAGGGAUGAUGAUGGGAAGAGGCAACGGAAGAGGGGAAGACCGCCGGCUGAGAAACUCUCCCCCAAUCCUCCGGGCCUCACAAAGAAAAUGAGGAAAAUAGUGGAUGCCGUCAUCAAAUAUAAAGACAGCACCAGCGGGCGUCAGCUCAGCGAGGUUUUCAUCCAGCUGCCGUCUCGAAAGGAGCUGCCCGAGUACUACGAGCUGAUCCGCAAGCCAGUGGACUUCAGAAAGAUCAAGGAGAGGAUUCGAAGCCACCGCUACCGCAGCCUGGGUGACCUGGAGAGAGACGUCAUGCUGCUCUUCCAAAAUGCUCAGACCUUCAACCUGGAGGGUUCCCUGAUAUACGAAGACUCCAUCGUGCUGCAGUCGGUGUUCACCAGCUUGAGGCAGAAGAUCGAGAAGGAAGAGGAAAGCGAGGGAGAGGAGAGCGAUGAGGAGGAGGAGGAGCAGGAGGACGGAUCGGAGUCAGAAUCUCGCUCAGUCAAAGUGAAAAUCCGCCUGAGUCGGAAGGACAAAGGUGGAGAUCGAGGAAAGGGGCGCAGCAGGCGAACAGGACGCACCCGGGCCAAACCGGUCGUCAGUGACGACGACUCCGAGGAUGAACAGGAGGAGGAGCGCUCAGCCAGCGGCACUGAUGAAGAGGCUUGAACUAUACCAGGAGCUUAAAGAGAGGGAGGCACCAAUGGAUUUUCCAACAAGUCAAAAAAACACAUAACCAUAUGAAGAAGCCACAGUCAGCUCCAUCAGUCAAACGACACCUGAAAGAAAGGGCAAUAGACGAGGUAGGGCAAUAGACGAGGUUCAAGUUAAGAAUAGUUUCUGAGCUGAAAACGCCUGAAAAUAAAUUAAUCUGUGAUCGCAGUUGCAGAAUAUGACUGUGAGAAAUUAGAAAAAAUGCAACUUUUAAUUUGAAAACAUUUAUUGGGGUGAGUCUCGUGUUAAGAAAUAAUUGUUUUUAGGUCCCCAGGGUAUAAAAAUAGCAUUAAACCGAGGUAUUUUUACAUCAGCGACUCUUGAUAAAAAGGAAACAUUAAGAAUGAUGCUGUGCAGUCACACUUGUUUCUUCAAAAGAGAUGAAAAUGACUAGAAAAGAAAAUAAGCGCUCAGCUCAAAUCUUCCCAUAUCUGCAAUCAGGGUCGUAGUGAAAAAAUUUUAAACAGCAGUGAUGAGGACCAGUGUUUAUGUUGCCAAGAGACGGACGUUAGAGGAGGGAGUGAAGAAAGGUCCCAACUCAGAGGUAGAAAACUGCAGGUUGAAAAAUUGCAACUGCAAUAAGAGAUAUUGUAUAUUAGAUUACAUUUCUUUAAAUCAGUCACAGUCUGCAUGGCUGAGGCUAAACACAUUAUGCAGGAGGGCUUAAUAUAAUACUGAUAUUUUAGACAGAUUCUAUGAAGUUCUUCACAAUCAUCAAGCAGGAUAAAAGCAGAAUAACCAUGUCCAAACGGUGGAUUUUUGGCAAAAAGUUUGAAGCUUAGAAGCUGCUGUUUCCCUCGGCAGAAGGAUGCAGCCGCCAGCCUGGUUCAUCCGGUGACGGCCAGUGAGUUGAGUUAAACAUGAUGGUGAAAGCAAACAUGGUGCCAACUGCACACAGCAGUGCUGUGGUAGAGGAAGCGAUGUGCAACUGCUAAAAUUUAUUAUAAGCUAUAAAAAAUACUGACAUCAUGUUUUUGUUUUUUUUUAUAUCCUAAGGAUAUUGUGGUCUGGUAUUAUCUUUAUCAUGUUAGCAGGAUGUGAUCUUAAUUGUUUUGGUGUUUUUUUUUGUUUGUUUUAUGCUUGUCAUCCUUUACUUGUAGGUAUUUCUGACCUUAAUUAUAGGAAUAUUUAAAUAUGGAUCAUAUUUAAUACAAAUUAAAAAAAAAACUGUGAAAACACAAAUUUAUUUUACUUCUAAUCUUUGUAAUUGAUAUCAUGUGAUUGUGCACACUUCUAAUGUUAAUUCAACGAUAGUUAUUGAGUUUUUGCUGCUUUUCCACAAACACAGAUCUUUUUCUUUAUUGCUCACUGCAGACUGAGAUUCUUGCUGCCCGUUUUUUAUUUAUUGAGGUAAAUACAGCAUCGUCAUUCUGGGUGAUGCAAUGUUCAUAAUUGAUUUGUUAAGCUUUUAAAGCAGAAUUGAAAAGUUUAGUUAAAAUUCUGUUUACCCAGAUCAGGAAAGAUUGUUGAAGUGUUAGAUUUUCCUUUUUCCUCAAACCAACAUUUAAGGUUUUCCGAUUAUUUUUUUUUUUUGAARAAUUUYUAAAAAAAAAAAAAAAAAAAAAAAAAAMGACUUCCACACUUCCAUGAGGAAUUAAACCUGUUGAGAAUUGGAGUAAAAUCAAGUCAACAACAAUGAAUGUAAGCAGAAAAUGAGUGCAGAUAAAACGAGCGCAUCUGAACAACCCAGCCUGGAGAACAUAAGCAAACCUGUCCCUCGAAUCAGUCUUCAGCCGUGUGUUUGGCCCCCGUGUUUGGCCCCUCCAGAGCCACCGGGAUCAGCAGGUCGUGUGUAAAUCAGGUGUUUGUCGCCGUCGGAUCUGGAAAUGAUGGGCGCGAUGUGUUUGACAAACCCACCAGGGUUAUUAGACUGAGGCUUAGUGGAGCUGAGGUUACAGCAUAAAAAACAAACCCAGCUGCUGCUUCACAGAUACCUAUUAAUGGUAGACUUGAAUAAUUUUUAGUUUGUAUGAGUACUGUAGCUUUAAUUGUUUCUUCUUCUUCUUCAGUUGUUGCGUAGUGAUUUUAGGAUUUCAGAGCUGUUUGGGGGGAGGGUUUGCACUUUUUUUUUUCUCUCUCUUUUUUCAAGACAAAGGACCAGGGGGACAGUGGCUCCUCUCUGCUUGUGGCUGCCUCAUUCGAGGCUGUAUGGUGUUGGAUAUACUGUGAAGACUAUUUAUAGAGUAUAAUGUCAGUGCACGUAUGUACAGCUUGCAACUCAUGUACUGUAACUUUUUCCUCAUCCCCGUAGGUAACCAGAGUGAACCAAAGCAUCACUGUUUCCUCCACUGAGUUAACAUGUGUCUGUGCUGUGCUGUAUCGCUGUUGCUCAUACUUAUAUAAAACAAUAAACUGUUGACAUUGUG